AUGCGGAGCGAGGGAGUCGAAUCGACGACAGCGAAGAGUUCCUCCGGCUCCGAGGGCGGAAGCAAAGGGAACCUCCCGCCGGCGAAUUCCUCCGCGCCCAUCCAAGCUGAGGCGGUGGCUCUGUCCAAGAAAACGCAGGGGAAGAACAAGAAGAAGGUGAGGAUGACACAGGAACAGAUCGACAGCUACCUCUCAUACAAGAAGCCGGAGCCAAUGUUACCUGUAGUGUGUCCUCGCGCGGUCUUCGAUGCCUUUCCUCAAGAGAUGUUGGACCGCUUGUCCAAGGAGACACUAGCUAGGUGUCUCGCUAUAGAUCCAAAUAGCACCAACCGGAUAAUUGUCAAAAGUAACGCGGAGGACAACUAUGAUGCAAUGGAAGCAGAGGACGUCCGGAGACAGUACGAGGAGAAAGGAUAUGUCGAAUACGAGGUCACUGACGACGACAAGGAAGAAGACACUCCUGUUGCUCCUCGUGCUACAGCUCCAUCUCAAGUCUACCCUGCUGCUGGACGGAGAUGA
Miscanthus lutarioriparius is the source of this 519-nucleotide messenger RNA. The record is from the annotation of a GenBank genome assembly. Lineage: Eukaryota; Viridiplantae; Streptophyta; Magnoliopsida; Poales; Poaceae.